UUUACCCGCAGAACCAGCUGACAAAUGACUGGGAGGGGAAACGGAACAAAUUGAAAGCUGUUAGGGAAUCCAUCUUGCUCCACAAACAGGCGAGGGUGAAGUCCGCUUUCAAUUUUGGGGUUUUCUAAACUGUUCCGUCCCCCGUUCAGCGAGCUGGGGAGCCCAAGGAGGGGCUGUGUCGCCGUGUGUAGGAUGUCCCGACAUGAGGGUGUGAGCUGUGACGCAUGUUUGAAAGGGAACUUCAGAGGGAGACGAUUCAAGUGUUUAAUUUGCUACGACUACGACUUGUGUGCAUCGUGUUACGAGAGCGGAGCCACGACGACGAGACACACCACAGAACACCCAAUGCAGUGUAUAUUAACUAGGGUAGACUAUGACUUGUAUUAUGGAGGAGACACUUUUUCAGUAGAGCAACCCCAGUCGUUCACAUGUCCAUAUUGUGGCAAGAUGGGCUACACAGAGACGUCCUUACAGGAACAUGUUACCUCAGAGCAUGCAGAGACGUCUACAGAGGUGAUAUGUCCAAUAUGUGCUGCCUUGCCCGGAGGGGACCCAAAUCACGUCACAGAUGACUUCACAGCACAUCUCACACUUGAACACAGAGCUCCAAGAGAUUUAGAUGAGUCCAGCAGCGUACGGCAUGUACGCCGGAUGUUCCACCCUGGACGAGGACUCGGCGGUCCCAGAGCGCGGCGGACGAAUAUGCACUUUACUAGUGGCUCUUCAGGAGGACUGUCAUCCUCGUCGUCACAGAGCUCCAAUUACUCCCCCAGCAACAGAGAAGCAAUGGACCCAAUUGCAGAGUUGUUGUCCCAGCUGUCAGGUGUGCGGCGGGCAGCAGGCGGCCAGAUAAACUCAUCAGGGCCUUCAGCCUCUCAGCUCCAGCAGCUACAGAUGCAACUGCAGUUGGAGAGGCAGCAGGCACAGGCAGCGCGACAACAAGUGGAGGCAGUCCGCCAUGCCACCAGGCGCAGCAACAAUCCAGGCAACACUGGCAAUGCCAUCCCGCCCCCCAGCACAGUCACUGCCAACAAUACCGCCGUGAAUGAGAGCAACCCCUCAUCCUCAUCGCAGAGCUCCCAGUUCCUAUUAGCACGGUUAAAUGAGCCGAAGAUGUCUGAAGCAGAACGUCAGUUUCUAGAAGGAGAGCGAGCCGACCGCAGCCUGUUUGUCCAGGAGCUACUUCUGUCCACGUUGAUGCAUGAAGAAAGCUCUUCCUCCGACGAAGACGAGCGUCGAGACUUCGGCGACUUCGGAGCCAUGGGCUGCGUGGAUAUUAUGCCUUUAGACGUGGCCCUGGAGAACCUUCAGCUAAAAGAGAGCAGCUCUUCGGGGAAGGAGCCUCCGCCACCGCCUCUUUGAUGUCCGAGCAUCAAGCAGACUAUGUCCUCUCUGCUGCAACUGUCAGUGACAGGCAGCGGCCAACAGCAGCAGACACCAUCCCUCCACCCACCCCCCUCCCUGGGAUCGCCCACCGUUCUCCCUCCUCGAUUUUUCUGAGUUUCUUUUUGGUGAUUGUAAUUUCAGGCCUGUCACCACUUUUGUUACAUUGUGAACAAAAAUAAAUGAGCGCAAGUGGGUUUAAAUGAUGGAGUGGGCCAUGGCAACUGAGUGAGCGAGUGCGAUAAGAGAGAUAUAUGAAUUAUAUAUAUAGAAAACAAAUAUAUAUAUAUGAAGUUGAUAAUCAAACCACCUAACAUGUUUUUCUUGAUCAGGCAGCUGUCACAGGCAGCUGCGGCAGACCUUUGUGUCCUGUGACAUGCAAAUGGCUCUCAGUAUAAAUACUUCACCGUCAUCACAUGUUGAGAGGGUGCUGCCUCCUCUGAUGAAGCUGCUCUGUGUGUCUGUCUGUCUGUGUGUGUGUGUGUGUGUGUGUUCAUGAAUAUUAAUAAAAAGUGCUUGGAUGGGUUACCAUAACCACUGCAUGCAGUUAUUUGCAGCGUGCAUGACUGUAAAAAAAAUACAAAAAAAAACAACUUGGAUAUCCCAAAGUUCUUAAGAUGGUUAUGAAAAGUAUUGACUAUAGUGCGGCCUGCUGAACCGACAGGCAGUUAGCUAGUUCAUUUGGUAAUAUGUUGGAAAAGCGGAUCCUCUCCUACAGAAGCGUCGACUGGAACACUGCUCCGUGUGUUUCUCAGCUCCACAUUACCCUUCAGCAGAGCCACACAAAUUCAGAGCUAUGAUCUGAACAUUCCCUUGGUAUUUUGGUUGUGCGCUAAGCUGUACAGACCUUGUAUAUGACCUUUCAUAAUUCAUAGAUAAGCUUCAUGUCAUUCACUCUCUUUACUGGGUAAUAGGAGCUUGAGACUGCCCACAAUGCAGCUGUGCUUUUUAGGGUUUUGAUUUUUUUUUUUCCUCCUCUGCUAAGAAUAGCACUUUCUAUUUAUUCAUGUUUGUUUGUUUGAGUCUUCUGAGCCUUGACAAAUGGAUCACGCCACCUACUUGCCUAUAUUUCGAUCCUCUUGUGUAAUAUACAAUAAGAUGUAUAUUGGAUUUGUGCGUUUUAACUUUCAUAAUAGUUCUAAGACAUGGGCAGACUUUUUAUUGUACAUUUAGACUACAAUAAACCCAAACUGCACAAAGCUUUUGAUGAAACCAACCAAAAAAAGAGUUUGCACCUUGUGUUGUCAUCUCCUGGGCCUAAGCAUUAUAAAAGCCUUCAAAACUGUUCUCUUUGGUUUGGACUGCUCAUGUGAUGUUAGAAAACCAACAGACCACCUCCAUGCAGCCUGCCUCUUCCUGAGGCUUCCAGAGAUGGAGCAGGCUUUUUCCCUUGAUCCGUCUCGACCUGGCCUGCAGAGGAAGAAGUUCCCAACAUCUUUGACCACUCCAUGGCCAAAUGAGCUCCACACUGAGGGGCUUUGAACCUCAUCCCGCCUGUUUGAAAAAUCAGAAUAUAUAAUUCACUGACAGGGAGGCUCGUCAAAUGUGAAGAGUAGGAGCUAAAAUGUCGACUUAAACCCCCUUUAAAAAGUUUUUUAUGGCUGUUUGUCGUUGCUCCUCUGCGAGUCCUUUCAUAGCAGCUGCUCUUGUCACUCUCCUGCAGUUAUUGUUAGAAACAAAUGGUGCCUGCUGGAUCGCUUUCACAGCACAUGAAGAAGGGUUGGCUACUUGUUUAAGCCGCUGGUCCACCCAAGCCAAUGUCAAACCCCUAGGAGUCACACCCCGUCAGCUGCCACCAGUGCUCUAGUUGUCUGUGUUUCCAGUCCUUCUUUUUCUCCAUCACAACGUGCUGCUGGAUGUCAACCAGUUGUCGUCGUGUGCAAAAACCUACUCCUUGACGUCCCCACCAUUGAAGAGCAGCACUUGAAUAAUAGCCAUUUGUGCUUCUGUCCACAAAGCUAGACAUACAGACAUGAUCAAAAAAGACCAGUUGAAAACUAGCUACAAUAUGCAUUUUGCACAUUUGGACCUAGAGAGUGAGACAGAACAGACAUUUGGAACAUAAAAAAAAAUAGAUACAUGAACUGAAAUAGGUUGUUUAUCACCUGAUCAAACGGUUUAAGGCCGCAGGCUAUAAAAGCUAAAAUCUGCUCAAAAUUCUCAUUUUCUGCCAGGCAAGUCCUCCUGAUGCCUAAAGCUAAGAAGCUUUCUCUUCUUGAACGUGGUCGGAUGGUCGCGCUGCAUAAGCAAGGCCUCUAGCAGCGUGCCAUGGCUGCUGAGGUUGGAUGCAGCCCGACAGUCAUUCUGCAUUUUUUAAAGAUCCUGAGCAUUUUGGAACAAAAACGUCAAGUGGUACACUCAAAAAAAUGACACCUGCGCUGAGCUGGAUCAGCUGUCAAGACACGUGGCGCUCCUUGACUCACCCUACUGGUGCCGACUGCAGCGUAAUAACCAUCCGACGGCAUCAGCAAGAAAAGGGUUUCAAAAACCAAUUCAAAGACAUCGUCUUCUUCAAUGCCACAAAACUGCCCGUUUAGACUUUGCCAGGGAGCAUCAAACAUGGGGCACUGAAAGGUGGAAAAAAGUUUAUUCUCUGAUAAUAAACAAUGUAACCUUGACGGUCCAGAUGGCUUCCAAUGUUACUGGCGUGACAAGGAGAUGUUUCUGUGACUGAGAGGUAGCUGGUUCAAUCCCUGCUCCUGAUGUGGUUUUGUCGUCCCUGAGCAAGACACUUUACCUUGGUUAGCACCCGAUGGUUCAGAUGGCGUGCUGCGUUGCAGCCUACUGCCGUCAGUGGUGACUUAGUUUUGGUUGCUGGAUAAGCAUGGAAAGCGCUAUAUAUGUAAGAGCCAUCUUUGGACCAUCCCGCAUGCUCCCCUGAUUUAAAUCCCACUCAGAACAUUUGGGGAGGGAUGGCAAGGAAAGCUUAUCAAAAUGGCCAUCAGGUCCAGUCAGUUGAGGCCCUUCGUGAGUUCUGAGUUCUUCUGAGUUUUUUUUGUAAUUUUUUGAGCAGUAUUAACUCUUUGAAAGUUUUCUUAAACUUUUGAUCAUGUUUCAGUUUGCUUGUUGUUUUCAACAAAUGACUUUUUCAAAGAGCUUUCCGUCUCACUCCAUCUUCUUGCUUUUGCAUAAUGUAGCUCUACGUAAAACCUCAUUUUCAGAUCCAAAUGUGCAAAAGGUAAAUUCUAAAAUCUUUUGACCGGAUCUGUAUUUCAUCAUUCCCAUUAUGCAGAUGGCAAUUCCCGACACAUUCAUACCCAAUAAUACAAGCUAGCCAACGCCGCCUGGGGAAGUGUCAUUCCUCUCACCAAACUUCUGAGGUUUUGUGAGCAGCUCUAUAAAUCAUGCUUUACUGUUGUUGUAAAAAUGUACCGCUACAAGCGUUAUUGUAAGACAUACCACCUUUAUUAAAUGCACAGUAUCACAAGGAACAUCUCCAUUAAUUGUGGGUUAAGCUACUCACAUGAUGCACAAAGCUUUGAAUUGAUUGAUAGAACUGGCUGAUUAUGGCGGGAUUAAACCUGCCAGAGGAGAACGCACACACACACACACAUGUGCUCCAGAUGUGUGUGUAGAUGCACACAUCUCAUCAUCCUCCCUCUCUCUCCCAAACACACACACACACACACAUAGUGUUUUAUUUUCACAACUUAAGUAAAAGCUGUUUCUUUUCCAGGAAUGAAAAUUGUGUCAUCUUUUUCUUUAACCAUAUAUUUACAAAAUAGUCCCGCCCACCCUCCAAAGAUUACAUUCAAAAAAAGGUCCUGACCCUUCUAGAUUACAUUCAAAAUAAUAUACUAUUCAUGAUGCAAAGUCACAGUUAUUCUUCUGAAAGAGGAUCGAAAUAAGCUACAGUCUGUCAGAGGUCGAGCGCUGCGCUGGGCCGGGAGGCGACCUUUGACCUCCGUCACACGAGCCACACGGGGCGGAGCAUGGUGUUUGAGUCUUUGCUCCUUUGUCUCAGAUCACCUCUGCGAGAGCUCCUCAUCACGGCAGAGAGGAACGGAUGGAUGAGUUAGUUCUUCCUAAUCCUCUUCUCCGGAGAAACAAAACAAGCUGCGGCUGAGUGUUGCCACUCCUCCCCCAGUAAUUCAAUAAAUAAAUACAUUUAAAAAAAAAGAUCUAUAAUGACCAAGCACAAAUAAGUGAUAAAAUGUAGGACAAAUAGCGUAAACUAAAUAAAACCUUAUUUACACAUAUUGCCAGUGGCCCAUAACACUUGAAUAGUCGCACAGUUUUUGACAUAGCUGCUGAAAACAGAUGAUACUAUUUAACAUAGCCUACUAUUCAUAUAGACAAUGAUCAAACUGUACAUCUUCGACAGUCAUUUAUGUACAGCAGAGACAGGACUAUUAUACAGCCAUUGGAAACAGAGAGGUGCAUAAAAACGGCCUUGAUCAUUGAGAGGAAUGAGUCAGAGUAGCUUCAUCUGUGGCCUGAAGACCAUGGUGACUGUUGGGGUUGAAGUGUUCCAGAGGUGGACUCGUGCAGGAGAUGGAGUCUGCUACACUACUAGGUUGGUGUUUUAAAACAAAACUCAACAAUACACACAGCAGCAGGGAUUAAGUGAUGCCUCAACUUUUAAGUAAAAUAGACAACCUUGCAUUCUAAAAUGAGUAAAAUAAGGAAAAAUGACAGUCUUUUAAGUGUGUGGAGGAUCGAUUUUAAGGAGACGGGGCUUGUGUUUGUGUGUCGCCAUUGAUUUUCUCUCUUUCUAAAGCAUGUGCUACAUGGAGUCGGUUUGGUUUCCUCCGUUCCUGAGUUGCAUGUUUUGGAUGACAAUACAGAAACUCGACUGUGAGUAUUGCUUCAAGUUAUGAAAAGUAUUGACCUUCUGAAUAUGUGAAACCCACGAUUGCCACCUGUGCAAGACUUCUACAUGCGCGUCAGAACGGUGCUCCAGUUGUGUGUGACUGAGCGACGACUUCUCAUCCGGUUGUUUGUGUACAUGCUGUGUCCGGUGAAAGAAGUAUGACAACGGAAUUGGCCUUUCAAUAACAUGAACAACAAAAAACAAAACACAGUUGCACCCCGGGUUUAGGCUUUAAUAUUUAAAAAUUCCAAGUCAAGUGGGAAAACAAAGUUUUUAAAGCACAACCUAGUAGUGUAAGUCGAUGUGAGUAGUCAUCGGUGGAACAAUUGUUACUAUUUUUACUCACAUUCUUCUUCCCUUAUUGUGUAGCAGGUCGAAUAAAGAUGAAAGGCGAAUAUACAAGUCGGUAUUUUAAGCCAUGAAGGUGUUCUGUCAGGACAAAAGUGCUUCACCACCGCAUUGAAAGCAGCAUCAGUCACCUCUUGACAGACUAAAAGCUCCCUGGGGCCCCAUUUCCAGCAGCCAGACUCUUAAUGAUGCUGCUCACUUAGCUGGCGGCCCAGAGUUUAAGAUGAGAUCUUCAACAUACACUUGCACGCUAUACAUUAUUAACACCAUCGGAUUAGAAACGUAAACACACAAGCAAGCCGUCUCUGUCGGCUUUAGAUGCUGCACAGACAAAAAAAAAAACUUUCCUGAAGUAUCAACUCUAUGACAUCAAGUCUGGAACUCUGAUUUGCUCCUGCCUGAAACCUGGGCAACAAAACAACAGUGUGGUGAUGCUGCUGGUGAAUUAAAUAUAGAUAGAAACUUAAAGAGACUGUGCUCAUCUGGACAGGCUGAGCCCCGGCCCCUGUGCUUUAGAGACUGAACCAAAAUCAGAGUUGAGUUAUUACACAACAUUAUUGUACCGUUAUACAGACAAUAAACAUAUUGACGAGAAAAAAAAAAAGUGUUUGUAUAUUGUCUUAUUACUGAUGACUAAACAAAAUACUUAGGACAAAGGUUUGUUUGAAACGCACUUAAAGAAAAACAUCUGUUGUUAGUUCCUGCGUGUG
Messenger RNA from Synchiropus splendidus (mandarinfish), 7254 nucleotides. RefSeq names its product potassium channel modulatory factor 1 (gene kcmf1). Gene Ontology annotation, cellular component: plasma membrane. Bases 193 to 1362 code for a protein of 389 amino acids. The transcript has 7 exons. Lineage: Eukaryota; Metazoa; Chordata; Actinopteri; Syngnathiformes; Callionymidae. Gene Ontology annotation, biological process: synaptic signaling. The record is from RefSeq and is a predicted model, not a curated record. Gene Ontology annotation, molecular function: zinc ion binding.